AUGGCUAAUGUAAAGAGUAGAGUUAACACGACUAAAACAGCAACUAGAAAUGGGAAAGGGAAGGUCGGCAGACCCAAAAAAUCUUUAUCUAAUGUUCAAAAUGUGACAGGCAAAGAUGUUAUCACAAGGCAAGCGAGGAGAAAAGUGAGAACACAAUCUGAGGACACUCCUAACAAGCACACAAGCCCACUUAAAGGAAACACUAAUCUCAAAAGGUUACAAUCAGGCGGCCACAUCAGACGGAAACGUAAGCUUGAUAUAAAUUUAUUUGAUGAAAUAUUAAAAAGUGAACUGCAGAUUGAUGAUAAUAACCACAACAUAGUGAAAAAAGAUGACAAACCAAACUCAAAUGUUAAGGAUGAGCUAUCAGAUUCUUUAGCCAAAGACAAUCAUCAGAAUAGAAAAAGUAGCAGUAACUCGGAGAAAAGUAGCAAUAAAGAAACUGUAAAUGUGCAGGUUUUCAUAUGUGAUUAUUGCAAUAAACAAUUUAACAACAGAGCUUCAGUACGAAGACAUCUAUUUGUCCAUGAUAAAGUGUCUUCAUUCUCAUGUCCUCAAUGUAAAAAGUACUUUCAGAAUCACUUAUAUCUAGCGGCUCAUACAAAGAGGCAACAUCCCAACUGGGAGAAGCACUUCAUGUGUAACAUUUGCGACAGACCUUAUCUGCUCAAGUCAAAUUUGAAGCUACAUUUAGCUAGCCAUAGCCGCGAUGAGAAAAUGUUCAAAUGCAUAUAUUGUAAAGAGAAAUUUGCUGAUCAACGUCUACUUAUUGAUCACGAAAAGCAGCAUUUAGUUGAUGGAAAGUAUUUGUGUAUAGUUUGUGAAAUGGCUUUUGACUGCAGAAAUAGACUAACCUUUCACUACAGGUCUCAUUUAAAAGUUAAGGAUUUUGUAUGCCAGCAUUGUGGAAAGGAGUUUCUGAGGAUGAAUUCAGUGAGACGUCAUGUGCAAGUUUGCCAUUCAGGCCACCGUCUUCAAUGUAAAAUCUGUAAAAAGUUUCUAAAGGGGCAUCUGUCCGAACAUAUGCGGACACAUGAGAAAACUAGACCACAUGUCUGCCCGGAGUGUGGACAGCGGUUCACACAGUCCACUCAAUUGACAGUUCAUCGUAGAUCACACAGUGGUGCUCGACCGUAUUCCUGUAGGAUCUGUAAACGUCCGUUCACACAUUCCAAUGCUUUAAUGCUUCAUAUACGUCGCCACACUGGUGAGAAGCCGUUUAGUUGCGCAAUGUGCCCCACAUCUUUCUCUCAGUUACCGCACAUGAAGGCUCACAUGCGUAAAAUUCAUGGAAAGGAAGAUCCCUAUAGGUGCCAGAAAUGUAAGAAAUUCUUCAAACUGAAAGCUGAGUUAGAGGAACAUUUGAAGUCUUGUAAGAAAAAGGGAAUGGGAGUAAAAGAGGAUCUAGAUGUGGAGUCAGCUACUCGACUGUCUAGGAUGAGGUUCCUGCUCGCCCUGCUACUCACUAUGAUUGCAAGCAAAGAAAAACUAAAAAUCUUAGGUUUCAACAAACGUUUAAUUGACGACUUAUUGGUGGAAUCACUGGAAGCCAUGAAUUACACUCCAUGCAAGGAUUACACUUUGACCCCCUUCAACCGCCUCAAAAUUAAUAUAGAAACACUAUUGGAAGGUACUGUCCCUUCAGAGCAAAUGGAGAAAUUGAGAAAGGACAACAAAACCACUGAGCAAGUCCUCGAAUUAUUGACAGAUGAGAAGAAACGCAACUAA
Molecule: messenger RNA, 1728 nt
Organism: Leptosia nina
Lineage: Eukaryota; Metazoa; Arthropoda; Insecta; Lepidoptera; Pieridae
Source: the annotation of a GenBank genome assembly